Hirsutella rhossiliensis is the source of this 669-nucleotide messenger RNA. RefSeq lists its product as uncharacterized. Gene Ontology annotation, molecular function: transmembrane transporter activity. Gene Ontology annotation, biological process: transmembrane transport. The coding region runs from base 1 to 669 and encodes 222 amino acids. Lineage: Eukaryota; Fungi; Ascomycota; Sordariomycetes; Hypocreales; Ophiocordycipitaceae. The transcript is spliced from 2 exons. The record is from RefSeq and is a predicted model, not a curated record.
AUGCUAUUCAACGCGAUUACCUUUGACUUGCCCCAGCGCUUCCAGAAUGUCGACGGCUUGACGGCUGUGGAUGCCGGCAUUCGUCUUCUCCAGUUCAGCCUGGGAGGGCCCGUUGCAUCCAUGACGACCGUAAUUGCAGGCAGAUUACUGAUACCAGUCUUCUACAUCCUUGUCCUCGGGUCAUCCCUGCAGCUAAUUGGCACGGGACUACUCGCCUCGAUCCCGUCGACUACAGACCUCGAGCGUGCGCAAUACGGAUAUCAAGUCAUCGCCCCACUCGGCGUCGGGGUGACGUUUGGCAUCUUGAUGCUCGGCGUACUCUUUACCGUCGAGAAGAGGGACCUGGCGACUGCCACCGGGGCCAUGAUCCAGAUCCGGGUGCUGGGAGGUGCCAUAGGGCUGGCCAUUGGGUCCAACAUCCUCAAUGUGUACGCGUGCUCGCAUUUGGCUCCGUUUCUUGCCCCGGAGAAAAUCCGGAGCAUCCGCAGAACGUCGAGUUCCAUGUCCCAUCUACCCGCCGACUUGCAGGUGGUCUGGGCCCGUCAAGUGUUUGCGCAAGGCUCCCGGUUACAGAUGGUCCUGGGAAGCGUCGUGACGGGCGUGUCUCUGCUGGCGACUUUGCUGGUGUGGCGGCGGAAGCAGUUGGUAGCGCGCGCAGAUUGGCGGUGA